CCUUCAUCCAGUAUCUCUUCAUGUCUACAUUGUACACACUCCAUGCAAUCUUACCUAGUCUUCAGGCUCUCCUCGACGCGCCUUCAGGUUCUUUCCCUUCUUCAUCCUAUCAACCAAUCAGAGCACUCUCUUGUUACCAUCGGCGCUUACAUAACAACUGGCCAGCCGACGUCACAGAAAAAGGCAGAAAAAGGCAUACACUUGGAAGCGCGAGAGGUGCCUGAUCUCUGAGCAGUCAGGAUGGCCUGCAAUAGUGGUUAAAGACGUGGACAGAGUUUCCGAGGAUCGCAAAUAGCGUAAUGUUGGACUUCCACAGAAACAGGAAAUAAUCUGAUCUGGUCUUGCAUGGGCUUUUAUCACCGACGGAAAUUCUCUGCCCGUUUAACGCAUAUUUCUUGUCCAAAAUGAACCGGGAAAUUCCUGGUUUCUACUAUGAUCCCGAGAAGAAAAAGUACUUCAAGAUCCAAGCCAAUCAUGCAGCACCUCCGGGCUCACAGUACUCGAAGGAUGCCGUCAAGCGGAAAUGUGUAGAACAAGAGAAGCAACAAAGAAAAGUCCGCCUCAGCCAUCGAGCUGCGAAAGAGAAGAUUAGAAAAGCAGACUUCCUCGUCCAUCCGCUUAUUGGGCUUGAGAAGCAGAUUGGUGCGCACAGCGCUUCGAAAGGCCUGAGGCUUGAAUGGCAGGGCCAGGCAUAUGUGAGCCAGCUCCAACGGAGAUGUUUACACAGAUUUGAGCCGUGGCCGAGUCGGUUUUCCGUCGGCCACAUCGUGCGAAGUAAGGUCUCUGGGGUUUUGGUUGCGGGUGGAAAUUAUGGUGCAAACUCAUCUGUUUCAUUCUGUGUCCCGGAAUAUAGUCAAGGAAAGCAGACAUACCCCAGGCGAAUGGAACACGCUAUUUUCAAGGAGCCAUAUAGGCUAUCUUCUAUGUCCCUGAGCCACACGGGUUAUUUACUCGCGACAAUGGAUUCUGGACCAAAUGGCGACUCAUUCCUUGGGUUGCUAAUGUUACCUGAUCCCAACACCGAUGGAAUUCUCUACUCGUCUUCUACCUUCACCGAUGCUGUACGGAUCCGUAUUCCUGAAUCGUUAUGGUGUUCCGCUCCAUGUCCAACGGGACAAAAUACACUCUUCGCAAUCGGGACUUCAGACGGCCUGUACACAGUGGAGGGUGUUGGGUAUCGCUGGACGCUGUCGAAGAAGCCGUUUCCGAACGAUGUACUCACGGGGCGACCCGUUUCAAAUCGUCAUAUUGGCUCAUCCCAUGCAGUUGUCACCAGUGUUGAAUGGCUAUCAUCAGACGUAAUCGCUUGUGGCCUCAAGGAUUCGGCUGUUUUCCUCCAUGAUCUUCGAAGUGGAGGUACUGCGACUCGAUUGCAGCACCCUCAUUCUGUGUCGAAGAUCCGAAGAGUCGAUUCUUAUCGACUGGUAGUAGCGGGACAGAAGUCGCUCAAUAUGUACGACAUCCGCUAUCCGCCCAAUGGACUCCAGCGGAACCCCAAACCUACUCGAUCCGGUCACACAUCGACAAGACCCUAUGUCACCUUUCCAGAAUACUCUCCGGAAGUUCUAACCUCUGAUUUCGACCUGAGUACUGAACUAAAUAUCCUGGCGAGCGCCUCGGACUCACGAAAAAUUCAACUAUUCUCUCUUCGGACCGGCCAGCAACUCCCUUCUUGUUCUUAUUCCUCUUCCUCUCUUCUCCCCGUAACGGAAUACAAAUACCCAAGUCCAAUCUCAUGCGUCCGAUUUGAGGACUACACCGACGUCGACUUGGCACCUCUUACAUUCAGUUCGCAUUCUUCUGGACUUACUCCUGCCUCUCUAAGACCAAAGUUACUGGUUUCUUCAGGGGAUGUAGUUGAUGAGUGGAGCUGGUAGAUGCUCAGAGCUCCAUCUGUACUUGCUAAGUUUUACUCUUCUAGGAUAGAAAUGAAGACAGACCACUGGAUAUAUAACUCUUUGUGAAUAAUCAGGCACCCUCGAUCCCCCAUGCCUAUAUGUCCUUGUGGUUUAUCUAUUUAAUGACAUUGAAGCUCUGGUGUUUUCUCUUGGUCUUCAUCUCAUCACUAUUAUUUUCCAGUUCUGGAAGACCUUGAGAUCAACAUCAAGUUAAUUAACAGAUUUUCUUCCAAAAAAUUUUUAUUGAGAUCCGCUGAUCUUAAAAUAAUAUCCAUUCCAUUGACGCCCCUUGUUCUCCUAUGUGAUUCUUGCACUAGUCUCAUAAAUCAAAUCAUGUCCGCUGCAAGGAGGGAGGGCAAAGUGAUGGGAUGGAACAGAAUUGAUUAUGCAGAUUCAGGCUUUGGAUCUGAAUAUGUUUUGUGAUGUGUUCUUCAAGGAAGCCCUGUUACGCAUGCUACAUAUGUCACUAUAUAGACUUUUUAUUCUAUCAUCACUGUCAAGCUGCAGG
This is a messenger RNA of Monascus purpureus, 2406 nucleotides long. The record is from the annotation of a GenBank genome assembly. Lineage: Eukaryota; Fungi; Ascomycota; Eurotiomycetes; Eurotiales; Aspergillaceae.